CAGCAGUUGGUGCUGGUAGAACGUCAGUGAAAGGUGAAACGAAAAAUGGAGGAUGACAGUGGGAUUGCUACGGUGUACAAUAAAGACUGCUCUCAGAAGCAAAAGAAACGGUGCAAAAAGGCCAUUUUGGGUGAGCAGUUUGAAGACUUCACCAAAAACACGUCUCUGCAUGGCCUCAGAUUCAUCACAGAGAGAGAAGCCACGAUGGUUGAGAAAAUGUUUUGGCUGAUUUUGUUUUUGGCGAGUAUGGGGGUCUGUUUGUACCAGAUACGCAACGUGUGGAUUAAAUGGGACACCAGCCCGGUUAUAGUAUCUAUCAAUGAACGGCUAGUUCGAGUGUCUGAGGUGCCGUUUCCUUCGAUUACGAUAUGCCCACAACGGAAGAUUUCAAAAUACCACAACUACGCAAAACAGAAGCAAACAAUUUACGAAAAUGUGUCGCAAAUUUCAGACUACAACCGAAAACAAUUUGAAGACAUCUCACUCAUUUGCAAUGAAGACACUACUUUCGAAGACAUGUCUACAACGUGGUUAGAUCGAAACUAUUCGGACAGGGACUUGCUGAGACACAUCGAUGGGGCAAUGAAUACGCAUCGCCUGAUGCUGAAUUUCAUGUCGGAGUGCAAAUGGCGCCAUGAAAUAUUACAGUGUUCCGAUAUUUUGAACGGAGUGUACACACAAGAAGGCUUGUGUUUCAACUUUAACGGAUUAGCCGCGGAUGAUUUAUUUCGAACGAAGCAGAUACAUAAGAAUUACAGUUAUAUUCAAAGAAGGAAACCUCUAAAGAAAUGGAGCCUGGAGGGCGGAUACGAGGACGAAUCCUUUAGUACAUAUCCUAGGCGGGGACGGCAAAACGGAGCCGAGCCAGAUCUAGUCAUUCUAUUCAUCGAGGAUAGAAGUCAACUAGACGAGGAAUGUAAUUCAGUCUACUCAGGACAAAAGGUAUACGUGCAGCACCCCGCGGAUAUGCCGCAGUCAUCUCUCUACUACUACGCCAUGCCCCCGGACCAAACUUCCUCUUUUGCUCUCAAAUACAGUCUUGUGGCAACGUCAGAUGAGGUCAAAGACUAUACCCCCGAAAUACGGCACUGCUACUUCCCCGGGGAGCGGUAUCUUCGCUAUUUCAAAGUAUACACGGAGAACAACUGUAGGCUCGAGUGUUUGUCUAACUACACAUACAACAUGUGCGGCUGCGUGGGUUUCUAUAUGCCUCAUAACACCAGUAAUAGGAUCUGCACCAUACAAAGCAAACCUUGUAUGGAAUCAGUAAUAGAAAAAAUUGCGGAAACAGAGACGGCGGAUAUCAGCGCGAGAAUGUGUAACUGUUUACCUGCUUGCAACUCCGUCGAAUAUGAUGCCGAGGUUUUAAAGACAAAGUUUAAUAUCAAACAACACUUAAUGAAUAGGAGGAACCAACAAUCUGCCGAGUAUUGGAAGAAUUGCUCGUUUUCAAAACUGGAGGUGUAUUUCAAGAGCCCUCGCUUCGUGUCCAUGCGCCGCUCGGAGCUGUUCGGUCUGACCGACUUCAUCGCCAACUGCGGAGGGCUGCUGGGCUUGUUCUUAGGGUUCUCCUUCCUCAGCCUCGCCGAGAUCUUCUAUUACAUGACCCUCAGACUUUGGUGCGUUUUCAAGAGUGAUUUGAACAAGGCGAACCAGUAAAAUAGCUAAAAGAUGUCUACUCUUCGAAUUGGUUUUAGUAGAAGCUAUGGGUUAAAAAGUUUCGAUGAAAUUUGGUAUGGAUAUAGUUUGAGA
Molecule: messenger RNA, 1752 nt
Organism: Manduca sexta (tobacco hornworm)
Lineage: Eukaryota; Metazoa; Arthropoda; Insecta; Lepidoptera; Sphingidae
Product: pickpocket protein 28
Exons: 14
Coding region: 46-1659 (537 amino acids)
Biological process (GO): sodium ion transmembrane transport
Cellular component (GO): membrane
Molecular function (GO): ligand-gated sodium channel activity
Source: RefSeq, a predicted model, not a curated record